CGUCGGCACGAAGCUGUAAAGGCGGCGUUGAGGCAUUCAUGGUCGAUUUAAACUCGUAUAUUUCCUGGUUCGAACUUCAACGCAAACCAAACCCCCUUUGGGCGUAUUUAUGCGAUGUUUUCCUGAUUUAAUUCAAAAAUGUAUUUUAUUUUUGCGUUGUUUUCUUUUAAUAUGGUAACAAAAAGGUGAGGAGCAUAGUUCCACUCGUGUUUCACCAAAAGCUCUGGGUUGGUGGAUAUUUUUGGGCAGACAGUGGACGUCACAGAAGUAGAUGGCGGCUCACUGUGGAAUGAUGGCAAGUCGGCCUCUGCUUCGUUAUCUGCCCCGUUUUGAGAGGACCCCGGUGGCGAACUGUGGGGUUCGUCCGUUUUCCAAGAGUUCCCUAUGUCGUUCAAACUUGCGGAACAAAUUAGCUGUGGAAAGGCAGCAUUCCCCUUGGACUCUGAUGGCUGCUGUGUAUUUGCAGCGGCCGCCGGUCAUCUCGGCAGAUCUGAAUCCCGUGGAGCAGCGCUUUGCUCAAAUGAUGCAGCAGAUGGAGCUGGAGAAAAGCAUCCUGUGUGAGCACGAGCUGCGCCUGUUGGAGGACGCAGAGAGGCUGAGGAGAAGGCAGGCCGACGAUUACAACGAGGAUGAGGACGACGACGGGCGCAAGGAGCAAGACAUCGUACUGACGCAGGAUCUGGAGGACGAAUGGGAGCGCAAACUCAAGACAUUCAGCCCCGCGGCCAGAGUAACAGACGUGGAUAAGGACCUGAGCUCAUCGUGGCGCCUCCUGUCCGACUCGCUGGUGCUGCUGUCCGAGCAGCAGGUGGGAAGCACCAAGCUGUGGCUGCUGCCUCAGGCCCAGUGGCGGUCGGGAGAGACACUGAGGCACACGGCCGAGAGGGCGCUCGCCUGCCUCACAGAGCCCGCCCUCAAGGCCACCUUCCUGGGUCAGGCACCAUGCGGUGUGUACAAGUACAAGCUGCCCAAAACCGCCCGCAGCGACACCACAGUGGGAUCCAAGAUCUUCUUCUUCAAAGCCAUUCUGACGCAUGAUAGUACACGCAAUGCAGAGCCCAACGGCAGCAUCAUGUGGCUGAGCAAACGAGAACUGCAGCGCUUUCUAAAGCCGGCCUACAUGAUGAAGGUGGAGCGGUUCAUCCUGGGCCCCUGAGUCGGAAUAUUAGGUACACCAGCACCAUCCCACCAGGCUUGAUGUCAGUGAUUCUACUAUACUUGGUGAAAGUGUAUGUGUUCUUCCUUUCCUUGUGCAAAUAAAACUUAUUUGCUAG
This is a messenger RNA of Phycodurus eques (leafy seadragon), 1274 nucleotides long. It is a transcript of the gene mrpl46, whose product is annotated as mitochondrial ribosomal protein L46. The record is from RefSeq and is a predicted model, not a curated record. Gene Ontology annotation, molecular function: structural constituent of ribosome. The coding region runs from base 272 to 1156 and encodes 294 amino acids. Gene Ontology annotation, cellular component: mitochondrial large ribosomal subunit. The transcript has 4 exons. Lineage: Eukaryota; Metazoa; Chordata; Actinopteri; Syngnathiformes; Syngnathidae.